This is a messenger RNA of Pomacea canaliculata, 2401 nucleotides long. RefSeq names its product 26S proteasome non-ATPase regulatory subunit 4-like. Gene Ontology annotation, cellular component: proteasome regulatory particle, base subcomplex; cytosol; nucleus. Gene Ontology annotation, molecular function: polyubiquitin modification-dependent protein binding. Lineage: Eukaryota; Metazoa; Mollusca; Gastropoda; Architaenioglossa; Ampullariidae. Gene Ontology annotation, biological process: proteasome-mediated ubiquitin-dependent protein catabolic process. The transcript is spliced from 11 exons. Bases 22 to 1170 code for a protein of 382 amino acids. The record is from RefSeq and is a predicted model, not a curated record.
GCGGUCCUUAACAAAUCCAAGAUGGUGCUGGAAAGUACGCUUAUCUGUGUUGACAACAGCGAUUACAUGCGUAAUGGAGACUUUGUGCCCACUCGCAUGCAGGCUCAGCAAGAUGCAGUUAACCUCAUUUGUAUGUCAAAAACACGUUCUAAUCCAGAGAACAACGUUGGCCUACUCAAAAUGUCACAUGUGGAGGUUCUGGUGACAUUGACAUCAGAUGUGGGGCGCAUCUUGGCCCGCCUUCACCAGGUGCAACCCAAAGGCAACAUCAGCUUCCUGACAGCAGUACGGGUUGCACAUCUUGCCCUGAAACACCGUCAAGGCCGUAAUCACAAAAUGCGCAUUGUCGUUUUCGUGGGAAGUCCUGUGGAGGAAGAUGAAAAGGAGAUUGUGAAAACAGCCAAAAAGUUGAAAAAAGAGAAGGUUAAUGUAGACAUCAUUAAUUUUGGAGAAGAGGGUAUCAACACAGAUAAGCUCACGUUAUUUGUGAAUACAAUCAACGGGAAAGAUGGCACUGGCUCCCACUUGGUGACUGUACCACCUGGGCCUAUGCUGUCUGAUGCCCUCCUUAGCUCCCCUGUAAUUGUUGGAGAAGAUGGCAGUGGUGCUCCUAUUCCUGGUGGCUUUGAAUUUGGGGUGGACCCUAACGAAGAUCCAGAACUGGCUCUGGCACUGCGAGUUUCCAUGGAGGAGCAACGAGCUCGACAGGAAAGGGAUGCACGAGAGGCUGUUACAGCAUCAGUAGCAGAAUCAGCUGCUCUUUCAACAGCAUCAACUGAAGAAGCAUUACUAGAGAAAGUACUGAAUGUUUCUACAGCAGGGGAAUCUGCUGGUACACCUGGCACAGUGGACUUUAAUGCCAUGAGUGAAGAUGAGCAGAUAGCUUAUGCCUUACGUCUCUCCAUGGAGAAUACAGGAAUGAGCUCUGAAGAUGCAUCUGCUACUCCAAUGGAGGUGGAUACAGACAUGGGGGCUUUAGCAAGUGAAGAUAAAAAGGAUGAAGAUGAUUAUUCAGAGGUUAUGCAAGACCCAGCCUUUCUGCAGAGUGUCCUGGAAAACCUGCCUGGUGUAGAUCCCAACAGCGAGGCCAUUCAGAGUGCCAUGAGAACCUUAACCCAUGAUGCAUCUUCAAAAGACAAGGAUCAGCCCAAGAAAGAAAGCAAAAAGUGACAACUAAUGUGGACAAAGAUGUAAUUGGGAUUUUGACCAAAGUCUGCAUGAUGUCUUCUGUCCCUAUAGUGUGUCUGUCAACAGAUCCAAUCAGUCCUUUUACUGUUCCUGAAAGAUCCUUCCAAAACAGAAUACUGUAUCACCUGUGGAUGAUCAAGAAAAUUUCUUAUAAUUCGUCAGCUUGAAACCCACUUCCUGAAUAGUCUGCUACUUGUGACUUACGUCGUGCAUUUCCUAGAAAUAUAUGAGAAAGAGAGAAUGUUUGAAAGGUUAAGUGUAAGGUGUUUAAAAAAGAAUCUAGAGACUGUUCAUUCAAACAUUGUCUCUUCACUUUAAACUUUGAUGGAUUUGUUUUAAUGGUUUUCAUUUUAGAUAUAGUAGCACCGCAUUUUGUGCUUAAAGUGCAGAAGUGGCUUUGAAUUUCUCUCUAAUUUGUGUGCAGCAUCUGUUGGCUUGCAAUAAACUUUACUAGGAUAUGUCUUGUUUAGUUUUAAUUUCCUAAUUCAUUCAUAUUGCAUCACACUGCCCUUUUUCACACAAUCUGUAUUCAUUCAAAAGUUUGUUGCAUUCUCACAGCUAUAUAAAUUUUUUUUAAUCGCACAAUACAAUAAGGGUAUAUUUUAUUAUUAAGAGAAAUAGUUCAAAUAACACUUCCUUUCCUGUUGUCUUUUUAGCUUUUUACCGUGGAAAUCUGUUUCCAACACCAACAAGAUCAUUUCUGGGUGUUCCAGUUGGAUUACUGCAACUCUCUGUAACCACCAACUGGACACAGGAUCAGACUGAUACUAUUUGUCUUAUGUAGACAAAAGGUGGACUGCAACACCCUUUUUUUGCCAGUUUGAGCUUGCAUUGAUUAUAAGAGUAGCAUACUGUGCAACCAAUAUCUUCAUACCCAUUUGAGCAUACCAAUACUUUACUCAGACUUGAUGUGCUGGCCUGUCUGUGGCACACAUCAAAUGAGAGAAAUUCAGCAGCUGCUUGCUCUUCUCUGAUACCACCAUCUGGAAUUAUCUUUCCCUGUCUCUUUGAACCGUUGACAGUUUCGUCCAGCUUCAAAACCCACUUAUUUAACUCAGUCAAUAUUGCUAUUUUGUUAUUCAUUUACAUUUGUGUUUGUUGUGUGGUUGACUGUCACUUCAGUCUUUUGAGCAAAGUGCAUUGAGCUUGCCUUUACGUGAAAUGUACUCUACAAAUUCAACUAUUAUUAUUAUUAAAUCAACGUUCUAAUCAG